UCGCCGGCGUGCGUAACGUUAACGCGUUACGCCAGGCCGGCCUCGAGGCGCGUGCGCAGUGUCUGUCGCGGUUCUCGGGCUGCCGGGCGUUCGGCGGCGGCGCGGCCUGGAGGUGGUGUCCCGCUGCUAGUGUCGCGAGGGCGGGUCCGGGCUUCCUUCCCGGCUGGUCACCUCCUUGCCCCGUGGCGGAGGUGCCGCAGACCCAAAGGAGCGACCGGCCCGGGAAGCAGCCCCGGGAGCGAAAGUGGAGAAUGGCCCCCUCGAGUGAGGAGAGCGAGUGAAGCGCAGCCCCUGUAGACUCUGGGGCCGAGGUGGGCGUGAGCGAAGGUAAUCCAGGCCCGGGUUCCGAGCCCGGGGCCUCUUAACACCUUCCAGUGGGUGAGGCAGGGGCUGGGUCUGAGGUUCCUCCAGGUCAGGGACCGGGCCUCUCGAAUGGAGCUUGAGACUCGCUUGCACCAGCUGAGCCGAGAUCUUGGGUGCCCCUGGCCCACAGUGAAGUGCAGGAUACACACUAGCUAUUCUUUCCGCUGUUGCUGGGAGGAGGGGUUGGGGGAAGCACUUCUAAAACUCCUUUAUUUUAAUUUAAUUUGAAAAUGAGUAAGUACAGAAAGCCACCACUGGGUUCAAGUCCUGAGACAUUCAGCCCAGAUGUUCUUGCUGACAUUGUUGAACUCUUUGCCAAGAAAUUUUCUUAUGGCAAGCCACUUAAUAAUGAGUGGCAGUUACCAGAUCCUAGUGAGAUUUUCACCUGUGACCACACGGAAUUUAAUGCAUUUCUUGAUUUGAAGAACUCCCUAAAUGAAGUAAAAAACCUACUGAGUGACAAGAAACUGGAUGAGUGGCACGAGCACACUGCUUUCACUAAUAAAGCUGGAAAAAUAAUUUCUCAUGUGAGAAAAUCCGUGAACGCUGAACUUUGUACGCAAGCGUGGUGUAAGUUUCAUGAAAUAUUGUGCAGCUUUCCACUUAUUCCACAGGAAGCUCUUCAGAAUGGAAAACUGAAUACUUUACACCUUUGUGAAGCUCCUGGAGCUUUUAUAGCUAGUCUCAAUCACUACUUAAAAUCCUUCCAAUUCCCCUGUGAUUGGAAUUGGGUAGCUAAUACUCUGAAUCCAUACCAUGAAGCAAAUGACAAUCUUAUGAUGAUUAUGGAUGACAGACUUAUUGCAAAUACUUUGCACUGGUGGUAUUUUGGUCCAGAUAACACUGGUGAUAUCAUGACUUUGCAAUAUCUAACUGGACUUCAGGAUUUCGUAAGCAACAUGGCUACCAUUCACUUAAUCACUGCAGAUGGGAGUUUUGAUUGCCAAGGAAACCCAGGUGAACAAGAAGCUCUAGUCUCUUCUUUGCAUUACUGUGAAGUUGUCACUGCUCUGACGACUCUUGGAAAUGGUGGCUCUUUUGUUCUGAAGAUGUUUACUUUGUUUGAGCAUUGUUCCAUAAACCUGAUGUACCUGCUAAACUGUUCUUUUGACCAAGUCCAUGUUUUCAAACCUGCUACUAGCAAGGCAGGAAACUCAGAAGUCUAUGUGGUAUGUCUCCACUAUAAGGGAAGAGAGGCAAUCCAUCUUCUGUUAUCUAAGAUGGUGCUGAAUUUUGGGACUGAAAUGACCAGGAAAGCUCUCUUUCCUCAUCAUGUGAUUCCUGAAUCUUUUCUUAAAAGACAUGAAGAAUGUUGUGUGUUCUUUCAUAAAUACCAGCUAGAGACUAUUUCUGAGAACAUUCGUCUGUUUGAGUGCAUGGGUAAAGGGGAACAAGCAAAGCUGAAUAAUUUAAGGGACUGUGCUGUUCAAUAUUUCAUGCAAAAGUUUCAUUUGAAGCCUCUUUCCAGAAAUAAUUGGCUAGUAAAAAAAUCUAACAUUGGUUGUAGUACAAAUACAAAAUGGUUUGGGCAGAGGAACAAAUAUUUUAAAACUUAUAAUGAAAGGAAAAUGCUGGAAACCCUUUCAUGGAAAGAUAAGGUGGCCAAAGGAUACUUGAAUAGUUGGGCUGAAGAACAUGCUGCAUAUCAACCUGGGCAAAGUUCUUGUUUAGAAGGGACAUCUUCCAGUCUUGAGUGUCACUUAUGGCAUAUUUUAGAGGGAAAGAAACUGCCAAAGGUAAAGUGUUCUCCCUUCUGUGAUGGUGAAAUUUUAAAGGCUCUUAAUGAAGCAAUUGAAAAGUCAUUAGGAGAAGCCUUGAAUUUGGAUUCCAAGUUUAGGCCAAAACGGCAGUAUUAUUGUUCUUGUCACGUUUUUUCUGAAGAACUGAUAUUUUCUGAGUUGUUUAGACUUACCAAGUGCCUUCAGGAUGAUCAGGUUGUAGAACCCAGUAACCAAAUAAAGUGCCUGCUUGUGGGUUUUCCAACUCUCCAUGAUAUCAAAAUGCGUAUACCGUUGGAAGUUCGACUUUUGGAAUCAGCUGAGCUCAUGACUUUUAGCUGUUCAUUGCUUCAUGAUGGAGACCCAGCUUACCAGCAGUUAUUUUUGGACUGCCUUCUGCAUUCAUUGCAGCAGCUUCAUACAGGAGAUGUUAUGAUUUUGCCUGUACUUUCUUGUUUUACGAGAUUUAUGGCUGGUUUGGUCUUUGUACUCCACAGCUGUUUUAGAUUCAUCACGUUUUCUUGUCCCACAUCCUCUGAACCCCUGAAGACCUGUGCAGUCCUGCUGUGUGUUGGUUAUCAGGACCUUCCAAAUCCAGUUUUCCAGUACCUGCAGAAUGUGAAUGAAUUGUUGAGUGCUUUGCUUAACACUGAUGCACCAGAGCAGGUUUUACAGUUUGUGCCAAUGGAGGUGCUCCUUCAGGGGGCACUACUUGAUUUUUUGUGGGAUUUGAAUGCUGCCAUUGCUAAAAGGCAUUUGCAUUUGAUUAUUCAAAGAGAGAGAGAAGAAAUCAUCAGCAGCCUUCAGUUAUGAAAUUGACCUUGUCCUCUCUGAGAUUUAACUUUAUGGCUUUUUACAGUUUUCAUUGUUAUUGCAUCGUUUUGCUAUUAAUUUAAAACCUUUCAUUUUGGGGAAAGGCCAACUUGUACGUCCUUUAAAGUCUCAUUAUUUCUGAAGAACCAUCACCUAGUUCUGAUCUCUAGGAUGUAUAUACCCACAGGCGUAGAGUUUUCCAUGUGAUGGAAUCUAUGCAGUGAUGAUAUUCAACCUCAAACAUGAGAUAUAUGUAUGUGCUUGGGGUCGACACACCCAUGCUUGCGUAUGUAAUUUAGUUGGUCUUAUUUAUCUGCUUAAGAUUUGCACCUGUGUGCCUUCAUUCAGAUUAGAUUUUUUUCCAACUGAUUUCCUCGAAAUGGCUAAUGCCGUUAAUGAGUUGAUAGAGGUCUUGGAUGAAAGGAGGUGAGCCACUCCUCAGCAACACUGAUUUCCUUUAACACUGACCAUGUCAGUUAUGGAUUCGAGAACUUAUCUUGCCAGUUUUCUUUGUAUUUGCCAUUGCCCUUAGGCCACUGACCCAAUUUACUUGUAUCAUUCGAAUGAAACUAGUGUGUUGUUUUAUGAAUAUUUUACUAACCAGAACCAUCCGGCUAGAAAGGAUAUCAGGACAGCAUCAAACCAAAGAUCAUGUUCGAAACAAUGAAAAAUUAUUGUGUCUAAAACACUCCUAUAUCAUGAAAAGCUUCAUUUAGCAAUGGUGUAGUAAUUUUUAACAUCCAGGAACUAAUCUGAACUGAAAGAUUUUUUUAAAUUGCAAAGUAGUGUUUAUAGUUUCAUAGUGGGGACAUGAAUGUGAUGAAUUUAGUGAAUACUGAAGAAAAAUUUUAACACUUUCAGAAUGGUGGUUCAGCAUUUAAAAUUUAAUCGUUACUAAUUUCUUUUUUUAGUAUGAAAGUAGUACUUUACCAAAAGAUUAACCAUGAGGUGGUUAUUUUAUGAGUUACGUUUGAUUUCUUUUGAAUUAUAUGUAUUUGACAGUGUAAAUGAUCUUUUCUGAAAGACUGUUAAGCAAGUCUUCAUUACUUUGAAAUUCCACAAAGUGGAGAAUAUUUAUAUUCUCAUGUGUGCAUUUUAGGCAUUUUUGUUAGUUAUAUGGAAAAAAUGUAUUCUCUGAUGUUUCUGGUUGAUAAAUAUUAAUCUGAAUUUUUUUCAUGUUCUUUGCUAUUUUGAGUUCUAUUAUAGAUUCAUGAAUAAAGUCAUUAGCAGAGAGA
Molecule: messenger RNA, 4129 nt
Organism: Ceratotherium simum simum (southern white rhinoceros)
Lineage: Eukaryota; Metazoa; Chordata; Mammalia; Perissodactyla; Rhinocerotidae
Source: RefSeq, a predicted model, not a curated record